UCACAGAGCAUUCAGAAGACUCCAUGAGGUUGGCACCAUCUGGUGAAAAAGCAAGCACAUGUAAUUACAAGAAUGAGGCUAUCUUAAUUACCCCUCUAACUGAUGCUGCGGUUAUGAAUCAAAAGGAUGCCGUUUCCCCUGAUGUGCGGAGGACUAGUUGCUCAUCUGAUUAUUCUCAUAUGAAAGAUGAGUGCUGAAAACAGUAUCACAUCGGUUGGAUCUAAUCACCAGAAUUUUUCUUUUCAUUUACAAUCUGCCACUACAGAAUCUGGUAAAGGUGUUCAGGAUUCUUCUAAUACCACAGAGAUGGAUGAUAACAAGAAUAAACCAUCGACUGUUGAAAGCAACGUUCGGCAUCUGCUGCCUUUGGGAGGUGAAAAAGUUGACAAGGAUAAACAUGAGAAGGUGGGAACCAUUGCCUCGGCAAAUUUAAUUGACAAUACGAGAAGUAAUGUAGAAAGGCCAUCUUGCUCUCAAAAUAAUCUGGACAGAAACGUCCGGCAGAAAGGUCCUCGCAUUGCUAAGGUAGUGCGUAGGAUCAACUGUAAUGUUGAGCCUUUGGAAUUUGGAGCUAUGCUCUCUGGGAAGUUAUGGUGUAACAGCCAGGCCAUUUUCCCAAAAGUAUUUAAGAGCCGGGUUAGGUAUUUUAGUGUUUUAGAUCCAACAAAUAUGGCUUACUAUGUCUCAGAAAUUUUGGAUGCAGAGAGGGAUGGACCUCUGUUCAUGGUAUCCGUGGAGCACUGCCCCAGUGAAGUAUUCGUUCAUGUUUCAGCUGCCAGAUGCUGGGAGAUGGUGCGGCCCGUGCGGGAGAAAGUGAAUCAAGAGAUAGUGAAGCAACAUAGACAAGGAAAGACCAACCUCCCACCAUUGCAGCCUACCGGCAGCCUUGAUGGCUUUGAGAUGUUUGGUUUUUCUUCACUGGAAAUUGUUCAGGCCAUUGAGGCAAUUGAUCGCAAUCGAGUUUGUACGGAGUAUUGGGACUCUCGGCCUUAUUCACGGCUUCAAGUGCAGUUUCUACAACAUUCUCACCCCCCUCCUAAUGGCGACAACGUACUUAGAACAUCCGGGUAAAAAGAUAAUGCAGGGCCUCCUUGGAGCAGUCCCUUGCCCGGUGAAGUAGACACACUACUCAGAGGUCUAUUCAAGAAGGCAAACCCUGAAGAAUUACAUUCCCUGUGUAGCAUCUUAAGUGACAAAAGGCCACCCAUGGAUGUAGACCUCGUGGCUCGAUUCCUCAAAGAAGAGAUUGACAGUCGUGGUCCUCGAUGAUCGAUUUUUUUUGGUCAUUUGGAUUCAAGAUUUGAGAGCCAUUUCCCACAUUUUCCCGUCUCUCUAAAUAUGGUUAUGGUGCCAUCAUACAGCUUUCAUUCAAUCCACCAUUCCUUCAGGUAGAAGAGGAAGGUGAAAAGUGUAUGUAAUUUACCUGUGGGAUUUUUGUAACGUAAGAUGAAGCUUCUGA
Messenger RNA from Hibiscus syriacus, 1459 nucleotides. Its product is annotated as putative lysine-specific demethylase JMJ16. The record is from RefSeq and is a predicted model, not a curated record. Gene Ontology annotation, cellular component: nucleus. The transcript is spliced from 4 exons. Gene Ontology annotation, biological process: regulation of cell cycle. The coding region runs from base 187 to 1071 and encodes 294 amino acids. Lineage: Eukaryota; Viridiplantae; Streptophyta; Magnoliopsida; Malvales; Malvaceae.